CGCCUAUUUCGAAUUUUCGGUACCAUAUUCUUUAGGAAUCCAUACACCGAAAAUCGCUUUCUCUAAUCCCUCUUUAUGGCUCAGACGUGUAUUAAAUUAAAUUAAAUUAUUAUUAAUAAAGUAUUAAAAAACAAAAAUGCAAAUUCAAGCUGGAGAAAUGACGUGGAAACUCUAAGAGAACUCCAGGCAAGUGUUGUUCAAAUUCAGACCGUCUCCUUCUCCACCACCGUGAGACUCUCUAAAGUCUUCACUUCCAUCCCAGCUACAAUGGUAAAAGAUCAAAGAGGAAGAAAAGUCGGAGGAGGAGAGAGAAACUUCCUCAUUGGAUUCUCCUGCAAUUACGCCGCCGCCUUCAAACUCAUCACCACCGCACUCCUCCUCCUCUUAAUCUGUACCUGCGCCGUUUUCCUCCAAUUCCUCCCCACUUACUUCUCCCCAUUUUCUUGCUCCACCACCACCUCCGCCGAAACAACCACCGCAUCUCCACCACCACCACCACCACCACCUAAAGAUCAGAUCCUCGAAAACGGCGCGAUAAAGCGAUGGUUCAACCCGUACGGGUCCGGCGCGUACAACUUCAUCCUAAUGUCCGCCUAUCGCGGCGGACCAAACACCUUUUCCAUCAUAGGACUAUCCUCAAAACCUUUCCAAGUCUACGCCCGUCCUACCUACACUUGCCAAUACGAAAACUCCAAUAACAACAACGACUCAUCCAGUAUCGUCAAAGCCUACAAAAUCCUCCCUGACUGGGGUUUCGGAAGAGUCUACACCGUCGUCGUAAUCAAUUGCACAUUCCCUAACAACAUUGCAAACCACCCUUCCGCCACUAGCCGCCUCAUCCUCCACGCCCCAUCCAACGACGGCGCCACCGAUUCCAUCGUCGCCUUAACCGAGCCCCCAAACUCAUGGAGCCCCUCCAAUUUCAUCUCCCCUCCGAAAUACGACUACCUCUAUUGCGGCUCCCCUCUCUACGGCAACCUCAGCCCUCAACGGAUGCGCGAAUGGAUCGCUUACCAUGUUAGACUAUUCGGUACGAAAUCCCAUUUCGUCAUCUUCGAUUCGGGCGGGAUCCACCCGGAAGUACUUGAGGUGUUACGACCCUGGAUGGAACUCGGGUAUGUUACCUUAGAAGAUGUAAGGGAACAAGAGAGAUUCGAUGGGUAUUAUCAUAAUCAAUUCCUUCUUGUUAACGAUUGCUUGCAUCGAUAUCGUUUUGAUGCGAAAUGGAUGUUCUUCUUCGAUGUGGAUGAGUACAUUUAUCUUCCUCCGAAGUUGACUCUCAGAUCUGUGACUGAUUCUCUUCAGGAAUUUACCCAGUUCACUAUUGAGCAGGUUCCCAUGUCUAAUAAGCUCUGUCUUAAUGAAGAUGCUGGCAAAACUUCCAAAAAAUGGGUGAUUGAGAAGCUAGUGUACAGAAACGUAAAGAAAGUAGCAAGGAAGGAUCGGAAAUACGCGGUGCAACCACGAAACGUGUUUGCCACCGGAGUUCACUUGUCUAAGAACUUCGAGGGUGAGUCCGCUCAUUAUCAUACAACCGAAAAGCUCAUUAAGUAUUUCCAUUACCACGGCACCAUUGCUACUCGCCUGGAUACAUGUCAACAGUUUCUCAAUGAGUCUUCUACUACAAUCGGAGACGAAACCCCCUUUGUUAUGGACACUAACAUGAGGUUAAUCGCCCCGAUUGUUAAGAAGUUCGAGCUCGACACCAUUGGAACAAUACUUCAAUCUACAAAGCAAUGACGACAUAUACAACUUACUAACAAUGGGUUGUUGCUGGAAACUGAUUUUUGACACACCAAUUAGUUGAUUUUUGCAAACCCUAUGUGAGAACACAUAAAGCCAUGAUGCACUCAUAAUAGGUGUGUAAAAAUCAAUUUAAUGUUGUCUGUC
Molecule: messenger RNA, 1890 nt
Organism: Spinacia oleracea (spinach)
Lineage: Eukaryota; Viridiplantae; Streptophyta; Magnoliopsida; Caryophyllales; Amaranthaceae
Product: galactan beta-1,4-galactosyltransferase GALS3
Exons: 2
Coding region: 268-1740 (490 amino acids)
Cellular component (GO): cytoplasm
Molecular function (GO): glycosyltransferase activity
Source: RefSeq, a predicted model, not a curated record